UUCUCUUGUCCCAAUUUCACCUGCACGCAUCAAAAUGCCAGUCCAAGAGAACCAUAUCUCAGUGACCUCACCAUCGCCGCCGCCGUCUCCGGCCUCCGUAUACGGCGGCGACAACAACGAUGACGAGGCCUGGGUCUGGACCCAGAUCAAGGCGGAGGCCCGCCGCGAUGCCGAGUCCGAACCCGCACUCGCGAGUUACCUGUACUCAACGAUCCUCGCUCACUCGUCUUUGGCUCGUUCUCUUUCCUUCCAUCUCGGUAACAAGCUCUGCUCCUCCACUCUCCUCUCCACCCUCCUCUACGACCUCUUCCUCAACACCGUCACCUCCGACCCCUCCCUACGCGCCGCCACCGUCGCCGACCUACGCGCGGCCCGUUACCGCGACCCAGCUUGCAUUUCAUUCUCCCACUGCCUUCUCAACUACAAGGGCUUCUUAGCGAUCCAGGCCCACCGCGUGGCCCACAAGUUAUGGGCCCAGAACCGGAAGCCGAUUGCGCUGGCGCUCCAUUCGAGGAUCUCCGACGUGUUCGCCGUCGACAUCCACCCGGCGGCGCGGAUCGGAAAAGGGGUGCUGCUGGACCACGCGACGGGUGUGGUGGUGGGUGAGACGGCGGUGAUCGGAAACAACGUGUCGAUUCUGCAUCACGUGACGUUGGGUGGGACCGGGAAGGUGGUUGGGGACAGGCAUCCGAAGGUGGGGGAUGGGGUGUUGAUCGGCGCCGGGGCGACGGUGUUGGGGAAUGUGAAGAUUGGGGAAGGGGCGAAGAUUGGGGCGGGGUCGUUGGUUCUAAUCGAUGUGCCGCCGCGGACGACGGCGGUGGGGAAUCCGGCGAGGUUGUUGGGUGGGAAGGAGCAGCCUAAGUUGCAUGAGGACGUGCCUGGAGAGUCAAUGGAUCAUACGUCGUUUAUUUCGCAGUGGUCCGAUUAUGUUAUCUGAUAGGUUUUGGUCAUCAUGAUCUGUGACUCGUUUUUUUUCUUCUUUUUCUGUUUUUUGUUGUGUGUAGUGAGAUCAAUAUGAGGUGGGUUCCACAUGUAACAAAUGUGGGACCAAUAUAAUGUGGUAUUCGCAGUGAAAUUAGUUACUAAAACAAUGAUCGGUUGUUUUGUGCGACACCAGUAAAAUAAAGAGCAAUGCCACGUUUCUGAU
Messenger RNA from Cornus florida, 1147 nucleotides. Its product is annotated as serine acetyltransferase 5-like. The record is from RefSeq and is a predicted model, not a curated record. Gene Ontology annotation, cellular component: cytosol; cytoplasm. The transcript has a single exon. Gene Ontology annotation, molecular function: L-serine O-acetyltransferase activity. NCBI's taxonomy places the organism in Eukaryota, Viridiplantae, Streptophyta, Magnoliopsida, Cornales, Cornaceae. The coding region runs from base 35 to 937 and encodes 300 amino acids.